ACGUACUGCAAAACUUGGAUAGAGAACUGCAACUUUAAAGAAACGAAAAAUUCGGAUCUUGAGAAGGAACUAACUACCAAUCCUUCGUACAAAUGUUUACUGGUGAACUAAAGGACAGCCAAAAAGCAUUAAGCGGUAGCCAAGCCUUGGGCCUGAAUGAAUUGAUUCAUCCCCCUGGGUGUUCAGAUCCAAACUGUCUGUUGCCAUCUUGCAUUAACAUAAAGCUACGGAAGAAUCAUUUACAAACAUGCAGGAAGAAAAAGGGACGCUGUGAUAUUUGCAAAAUACUCACUAGCAAUCUCACAAGUGGACUGGCUAGUCCUUUCCCUGAACCCCCUGCUUUGCCACCACCGAGGAGAAAAUUAGGAGGAACAGCGGCGACUCAAGGAGACGCCAAUGUGUCAGCUAGGAAUGGGCAGAAAAAAAUACUGCCUGAGCCAAAGUUCGUCAACGUGAGGAAGGAAACAGCCUCUUUUGAUUGCUUAAAGAAACUCCCAGCACCACGAUAUGGGGGCCUCAACAUGGCUAUUUUACCUUACGUUGACCGAAGUAGCAGUUUUCAGCCCCAAGGGCAAAAUACCGUACAACACAGUACCAAUCUUAAUGGCAAUUGCAAAUCAAUCCAAGCACUGCAAGAACAGGCGAUUCAGCAGCCAUUGGAGGUACUUUGCAACGCUUUGCAGGGUCUGAAUACCGUUAUACAGAUGGUGACGUCAAAUCAGCUGGAGAUAGAGGCCAUUCCAAUUUUUAAGCAGGCUCUUGCAAGUAUGGAAUCCACAGUCUCGAAACGUUCGAAAGGGAACGUCACAACAAGGUCCUUUGACAACCCACGACCGAUGAUGAUGGACUGCUUUGAAAAUGGCACAGUGAAAGUGGAGAACCAGUGGGGUACACCUGUAGUAGAAGCAGAUAUACCAAUGCUGCAGUCUACGUCAUUACCCGCCUCGUUCAUAAUUCCAUCUUCGUCAACAUCGCCUACACCAUUAUCUGCAUCUUCCUCGUCAUCUUCAUCGUCGUUAUCGUCCACGCCACCAGUGACUCCUUCAUUAUGCGACGACGUUCUACCAGAAGCCAAUCUGAUGGCUGGAUGCUUCCAGGUGCAGCAGACUCCAAGUAAACCAAUGCUAACCAAGGAGUCUGUUGAAGAUGUUGGUGGGCACGACCUGAUGAACGAGUUCAGUUUCGAUCUGCAGGAUAUCAUUUUGCUGGAUUUUGCUGAAGAAUUGCUUGAAUAGGAUCUGCAUUUCAUUAGAAAAGGGGGAGUCCAGUGAGAUCGGGCAGGGCCAGUCUCAACACAGGGACAUACGAAUGCAGUCUUCCAAGCUGGAUUGGAAUGAUGGCUAUUUCAAUGUUCCUUCUUAUGAGAGUAGCACUUGAGUUGAUAUAGAGAGCAUCCAUUUCGGAGACGAAGUAUCAUUUUUUCAAUAGAAAUUUAGAACACGACUCCAAACACCAUUUGAAUAACGAAAGUGGAGAUGGUGUUUCGCCAUACGAACUGACAAAUUGGUUACCAGGCAACCCUCAGGAAGAAAUCCAAAUGACUUUAGAUACUGCACCAGUGGGCGCACUCUUCCACGGUAGAUUGCGAUCACAUGCUUGUUUUGUUAGACGAAACACAUGAAAGAACGUGCUAAGAUAGCAUCGACUCAGAUAUGUGCUUCAGCGUAAAUGAUGCACCGGGCCUUGAUGAUGUCUUUGACGUUCAGGAAGAAAUGGGUCCUGUCGAGUAUCUGCCGAUGGAUGCAUCCGCCACAACUCAUCAUGCUAACGAUGAUCUGUCCAAUUAAUUCACAUCCAACAGCUUGUACCUGCUGUUCAUCUCUAACACUUAAAGCUCAGAUAUUUGCAAUGUAGCUCAGAAUAUCAAUAUGGAUUCCGUUAAAUUUCUCCAAAACCCCUCCCGUGGAUUGGUAACAGUAGCUAGAAUGAUUUGUGAGUUACUUUCCGAACCAAAAUCAGAUUACUUAGCGUUUACUCUUGUUUGUGCGCUUGACAAUGCCUUAAAGGAGAUGAAAGACGCUUAUACUUACCCUCUGUUCAAACCGCCUGCGUGUAAAAGAGGUAAGAAAUAAUUCAGCUCUGAUAUCAAGAGAAAUUAUAAAAUAAUUCAAAUAGUACGCGCGCUCUGAUUGGCCAUAAAACC
Pocillopora verrucosa is the source of this 2143-nucleotide messenger RNA. RefSeq lists its product as uncharacterized. NCBI's taxonomy places the organism in Eukaryota, Metazoa, Cnidaria, Anthozoa, Scleractinia, Pocilloporidae. The record is from RefSeq and is a predicted model, not a curated record.